Molecule: messenger RNA, 4309 nt
Organism: Pomacea canaliculata
Lineage: Eukaryota; Metazoa; Mollusca; Gastropoda; Architaenioglossa; Ampullariidae
Product: endochitinase-like
Exons: 12
Coding region: 1468-3372 (634 amino acids)
Biological process (GO): carbohydrate metabolic process; chitin catabolic process
Cellular component (GO): extracellular region
Molecular function (GO): chitin binding; chitinase activity
Source: RefSeq, a predicted model, not a curated record
AAAAAAAGAAAAAAGAAAAUUACUAACCACCAAGCUUUAAAUGGCGACGAGAGAGUCCCUUGAUAACCCCAGCAGCCACUCGUGCAGGUGUCAAUAGACACAACGGUAAAACACCAGCAAAAAAGACAAGCAGUAAACAAAGACUCUUUCCUCUAGUUCCUGUCUUCAGAGGUCGUGUGAGUGAGGAAGAAAGCGAGGUUUCCAGGCAGACGGCGGAAAGACGUGUUUGGGAGGAUGGCGCGAGGGCCGCACGGAGGAGGAGCGGAAAAAACGUGUUUAGAAGCGUGACACGGGGGUCGCUAAUGGGCGCUGGUCAUCAACAAACACACACUCACCUGCUCUCCACAGCCUAAGUUUUUUUUUCCUUUGGGCAACAGAAAGAAAUCCGUUGAUAAGUUCUGUAAAUUCUACCAAAAAUAUUAUUAUUUACAAGACGAAGUCACCAGUGGAAAAGCUGUCUGCAUAUUUAAAACAUAUUUGAAAAAGUCUUUGAUCGUGAAGAUGAGAUUACAAAACUCAGCCCCAUCCAGAACAAAACAAAACAACAAAACAAAAAACCUCACCAAAAAACCUCAAAGUGCUUCAUUAAAGACUGAAGAUCUUUUAAUGUUUUCGAUAAUUUGGAGCAAACGAAAACAGAAGGAUCACAUUUCUUCUGCACGUGGCCCUCACUGCAUCCAAAACACUCUCAAGGUAAUCCUCCCCUGCGUCUUACCUUACUUGAACUACUGUGUGCCAAAAGCAAAGCUCCCCUACCCCAGGUACAAAAGAGUAGGUCAAACAGGUGUAUUUGGCAUCGGUCAACUGCUGGGCAUGUGGCCUUAAACUGCAGACAUUCUUGUCUCUAGUCCACCAAAGACAUUUAAUUUCACAGCCAGCUGCGAAGAAUAUGGUGCUAGUAUUUGGUUGAGAUUAAUACGUUCGUUGUGAAAUAUUUCGAGAUUAAACCUUGGGAAGACGGUGGGAAAGUCGGUUGUGGGGUGAUGCGGGAGGGAGGGGGAAAUAGAACAACAAACCGUGAAUGGUCAGGAGAGGGCAGGAGGUUGGAGAAGGGGAAAGGCGGGAGUUACUCACAAGCCUCGUCAGCUCAUCAGCCAACAAAUAGCAGGGUCAGGAUCAACAAAGAGUGGGAGAUCAGUGGUGUCCUCGGCUGGCGGCCUUCCCAGAAGGCUUACAACAUUUUUGUUUGUCCACUUGUUCCAAGACCAAGUCUCCGGCAUAAAUACCGCUUCAUCGCCCAGUGCGGCCAGUCCAGUCCAGCAAGUGCCUGUUCGUGACUUGUUCCGAUCCCACUUUUGCAGGAGGCCGAGCAUCUUCCGAGGGUAGACGCCGACUAACCUUCAGCCUUGUUAAAAUUUUUUUGUGAAUUGAAGAGUGAGAAAAAGCGAGAAACAUUCAAAUCGAGACUACACCAGGUGCAGUAUAUCGAAUUCUCCGAUUCAGCUGUAGAGUUGCAGAAGUGAUUUUAUGCAAAGAAGUUCAAACAGGUCGUCAACAAUGUUGCUGCACCUCGCUGUCGGACUUCUGGUCGUCUCCUGCCAACUGGCACUGCACGUUGAGGCAGGAAAGAAGGUGUUCUGCUAUUACAGUAGUUUUGCUCAGAAUCGUCAGGGCAUCGGGAAAUUUCUACCCGAGGACAUCGACCCGUUUCUGUGUACCCACAUCAUUUUUGCCUUCGUUGACAUUCAUCAAAGCGGAACGGAACUGAUGGCGUUCAACCCUAACGACUUAGAUCACGGAGGUCUGUACCAACGCGCCAUUCAGCUGAAGGAGAAGAACCCGGCUCUGAAGGUGCUGUUGGCGGUGGGAGGCUGGCAGAUCGGUUCCAAGCCUUUCCUGCCCAUGAUCAGCGAUGAGGGAAACAUGCGCAUGUGGAUCAAAAAUGUUGUUUCCUACCUGCGCAAAUACAACUUCGACGGUUUUGACAUGGACUGGGAGUUUCCCGCUACACGAGGCAGUUCACCAGAGGAUAAGUACCGCUACACCAAACUGAUGAAGGGUCUGUACGAAGAAUUUGCACGGGAAGCAGAAGAGACUGGACGCGAGAAGUUGAUUCUCACCAUGGCAACCGCUGCAGGGACCUACUUCAUUGAUCGAUCCUACGAGCCCCGCAAACUUAUUGGUUACAUGGACUACAUGUUGCUGAUGACCUACAACUACCACGGCCAGUGGGAGAAGAGGACAGGUCAUCACACCGGUCUGUGGCGACACCGCAACGACCCCCCAGGCGAGCAGUCAGAACUCCACGUGGAGUGGUCCAUCGACUAUUGGCUAUCCCAAGGCGUGCCCAAGGAGAAACUGAUCGUGGGGCUGGCCACCUACGGCAUGUCCUACACCCUGGCCAACCCUGAAGUCCACGGAGUCCACGCUCCUGCCACUGGCGGCGGUCGCAUGGGACCUUACACCAAGGAGACCGGCAUUCUCUCUUACUAUGAGAUAUGCCAGAACAUCCAGAACAACGGGUGGAAAACGGCGUGGAAUGAAGAUCAAGGUGUGCCUUAUGCUUACGGUGGAGACCAAUGGGUGGGUUUCGACAACAUCGACAGCAUGAAAAUGAAGGCCGAACUUAUCAUGAAGCGGGACGUGGCUGGGGCUUUCGUCUGGUCAGUAGAAAUGGACGACUUUAGCGGGGUAUGCGGCGACGGCAAGUACCCACUCCUGUCGACUGUGGUUCGAAUCCUCAAGCCAUAUGAAGGAGUUGUGCAACUUGCACAAGCCGAGUCGAAGCUGCGGGUGUCGACAGACAAAGAAGUUUCGACUGUGAUGAUCACAGAUUCACCCAGGUCUCCAAUCACAGAUUCAACAACAAUUAGAAAAACAGAGUCUCAUACGUCCCAGAUGCCAGAAUUUGCUACGAAAACGGAUUCCACCAUCGGCAACCUUUUCUCCUCUCAAUCACCAUCACAUGCAAGCAGCAGAAUGGCCACUCAGUGGGCAAAACCAACAUGGCGCUCGCGAGACAUCGCCACGGAGGCCCCCUGGUGGAAGCGUUCUUCAUCUGAUGACGCACCCGUGACUCACCUGAACGCCAGACCCACCGGGAAGCCCAUCGAGGAAGAAUCACCGGAGACCACGACAGCUCCCAAACGAAGUCCCUGGGAAAACUCUGUCCACGACAAAAGUGAAGGCCAGCGGACAUGGAAACAGGAGUCGUCUGCUGGCGCCCAGAAUAAAGGAGGCAACACCAUCAACUGCGGAUUGCUAGGGUCAGGCCUCUUUCCCCACCCUACUGAGUGCGACAAAUUCGUCAUGUGCCUUCCGGGUGCGUGGAUGGACUACCCACCCCACAUCAUGUCUUGUCCAGCUGGCACAAAGUACGACAAGGCCAUCAAAGUGUGCAACCACGCCUCCGAAGUUGACUGUUCGGACUAGUCUCGUUCCUUUUCACCGCCUUCACCAUCCACCCCUAAUGACGUCAUCAUGUAGCUGCAUGAACUGUUAACGGAAUGACGCAACACAAAAGACAAUUCUUCGGCGUUCAGUUGUUUUUGUCGACGUACAAGUGAACCACCGGAAGUAGACUGUGCAGACUAAUCUCCCUUUUCAGGAGGACAAAUCACGUGGAAGUGAAAGAGACGAAAUGGAAGUCACCUGUUUUUCUCACCUGUCGGUUAAAUUAUAGAAGCAAAGUCCAAUCAAGCAAAGGAGAUUAGUCUGGGUGUUGAUGACAAGUCUUCAAACAUUCAGGGUUAGUUUGGGAGUGUGCAGGCUUAUGUAAAGUUCCUACGUUUGACGAAUGGAGAAACCACAACGGGUAACUUUACCGAAUAAGUCGUCAGACAAAACAGGGUUGAGUUAAUGGACAAUUUGUAGAACCAUUUUCUUUUGACAAAGAAAGUUCCAGUCAGUCCUAGCGUCAAAUACAAGUCUUCUUAGUGAUGGUUAGAGAUUUUUGAAAGCGAAGUUAUACCCACCUCAAAAAUUAGUGUAUGGCGUAUAUUUUUUUUUCAUUUAAUGGUUGGUGAGCUCAGCGUGAAAAUCUUUAUUCUAAUCUUUUGAGAUUACAAAAAGAUUUCCAUCCGUUACUGCAUUUAGUCUUGCAAAGUACUGCGAGUCAUUUUGAACUGUUUAGCAUACUUUGGUGAUUCUACAAAUAGUUCACAGCUCUCAUAGUUUGCCAGUGGUCAGUGCUGCAUUUCAAUAUUGUGGUGUUCCAUGUAAGUAAAUGUUUACAUAAUGUAAAAGUGUAAAUAGUGUGUACAUGGUGUUGCAGUCUUCAGUGAAUCGUAAAGAUUUACAGCACCUUAACACGAAAAGUAUUUUCUGUACAGCAGUGCUAAAGAAUGUAAAUAAAAUGUUUUGAACCUGA